AUGUCUUCCCAGCCUCUCCUCCAGACUUCUCAAGGCAAGCGCAUCGCUCUGCCGACUCGAGUCGAACCCAAAGUCUUCUUCGCCAACGAGCGUACGUUUCUGUCAUGGCUCAACUUUACCGUCAUCCUGGGAGCCCUGGCCAUUGGCAUGCUCAACUUUGGUGACCGAGUAGCCUUCAUCUCGGCCUUUCUCUUCACCGGCGUGGCCAUGUUGACCAUGCUGUAUGCAUUGGUGACGUACCACUGGAGAGCGAAAUCAAUAAGAAUGAGGGGCCAGGCUGGAUUCGAUGACCGAUUCGGUCCUACGUUUUUGGCUAUUAUUCUGCUGUUGGCCGUUGUGGUCAACUUUGUGCUGCGUAUUACGGACCAUUCUAACAAGCAGAAGCACAACUAG
Pochonia chlamydosporia 170 is the source of this 393-nucleotide messenger RNA. Its product is annotated as vacuolar transporter chaperone 1. The record is from RefSeq and is a predicted model, not a curated record. The transcript is spliced from 2 exons. NCBI's taxonomy places the organism in Eukaryota, Fungi, Ascomycota, Sordariomycetes, Hypocreales, Clavicipitaceae. Bases 1 to 393 code for a protein of 130 amino acids. Gene Ontology annotation, cellular component: fungal-type vacuole membrane; vacuolar transporter chaperone complex.